Molecule: messenger RNA, 933 nt
Organism: Nicrophorus vespilloides
Lineage: Eukaryota; Metazoa; Arthropoda; Insecta; Coleoptera; Silphidae
Product: zinc finger protein 70-like
Exons: 5
Coding region: 232-933 (233 amino acids)
Cellular component (GO): nucleus
Source: RefSeq, a predicted model, not a curated record
AACUCACCCGUCCAUAUGUUAGUUGGUAACCCAGAAAUAUGGUAGAAGAAUAAGAAUAAGCGAGAGGAAAGAAUAAGAAGAAGAUGAACAAACGCGAAAUUUGAAUUCAAAAUUGCGUAAUAUUUAUUGAUUAAACGCAGCCGAUUGUUAUGGUAUUACAAUAGUGUCGAUAACAAUUACGUAAUUUGCAUUCGGUUCGCUUAACCUAUAUCCGCACGCAGAGUUGCUGCGAUGUACUUUGACGACGUUUAUAUUGGACCGAUAGAGCAGGACGAUCCGAUCGUCCACAACCCGUUCAUACUGAACCCUAAUCUGGCCGUAGCCCUGAAGAUCGAGGAGGAACGCAGGGAGAUUGAUCUGGAGGCGAGCCGUCGUUUCGGCUUCCAACCAUAUGAUAGCCACUACACGACUGGUAUAAAAACGGAAGCGGGUACAUCCAGCAAACUGCCUCCACCGCUAGACACCAGCAGACCGUACGAGUGUGAGAUCUGCGAGAAACGCUUCAACAAGAAGAGCAACCUAUGGAAGCACAUACACAUCCACACAGGCGAGAAACGCUUCCAAUGUGAUGUCUGCAACAAGAAGUUCUCACAGAACGCCAAUCUGAAGAAGCACAAACUCAUCCAUGAUGGCAUAAAACCAUACUCGUGCACUUACUGUCAAAAGGCAUUCACUCAAAGAGCUAAUUUGGAUAAACACAUAAGAAUCCACACAGGAGAAAAACCAUACGGCUGCAUCAUAUGCAACAACAGCUUUGCGCAGCAAUCAAAUUUACAUAAACACAUGCUCAUCCAUCAGGGGGUGAAAUACCAGUGUGAAGAUUGCACAGCCACCUUCACACAGAAAGCAAACUUGAAGAAACACAUGGAACGACAUCUGAACAGGCAACAAAAUUGUGAAUUCUUCCAACCAAUUAAGAAAAUAAAAAAGUAA